AUGGCAUCAUGGUUGUACAUCACUCAAAUAUAUACACUUUAUGCGUUUUUUCCAUUCUGUUGUAUAGGUCUUUUUGGUAGUUUAAUGAAUACAAUAAUACUUUCGACUUCGCGUAUGUAUCGUACUCAGCCAUGCACAUUUUUUCUACUCAUAGCAGCGAUUGCACAAUCUGUGCAGUACUUGACUGCAGGAAUCUCUCGUAUUUCUGCUAUUGGCUAUAAUACAGAUUUGACUCUUCUGUCACCUGCAUGGUGCAAAAUAAGAGCAUAUCUUAUUGAUACCUGUUAUGGUGUGGCACUGACAUGCGAAUGGUUGGCAACGAUUGAUCGUUUUCUGAUGACCUCACGAUCUGCUAAUCUACGACAAUUGAGCAAGAUCAAAUGGGCUUAUUGUAUUGGUGCUGGUGUAGUUGUUUUUUGGACAUUUACAUGUGUACCGGAUCUUAUUUUCACUUAUAUAAGCUCGAACGUUUGUGGCAAUUACAAUGUCAUUUGGGGAACUUACUACACUUAUGUUAAUCAUUGGUUUUUCUAUAUAAUAGUUCCGCUGGUAACUGUCAUUGUAUUCGGUAUACUUGCAUAUCGAAAUAUACGCACUUUAGCAAAUACACGUCAACUACAAGGAGCUGAUCGUCAACUUACUUAUAUGAUUUUCGGACAAAUAAUAUUGAUUAUUAUUUCUGUUCUACCCGACGCUACUUUCCGUGCAUACUCAUCAGCAUCACUUUCUGUGAAUAAAACGGUGGAACAAGCAGGUAUUGAAUAUUUCAUCUUUAAUGUUCUCAAUUCUGUGGCUAAUAUCACAUACGGAAGUGCUUUCUAUGUAUUUCUCAUUGUCUCAAAAACAUUUCGCCAACAAGUCAAAUACUGUUUUUGUUAUUUUUGCAAAAAUCCAAACAAUGUGACACCUGUAAAUACAGAUGUGAUUCCUGGUAGCGCAAACAUUAAAUAA
Messenger RNA from Adineta steineri, 951 nucleotides. The record is from the annotation of a GenBank genome assembly. Lineage: Eukaryota; Metazoa; Rotifera; Eurotatoria; Adinetida; Adinetidae.